AUGCCCCGCACGCCGAUGCCGAUCACGACGACCUCUGUGCUCGGCGUAUUGCUAAUGGAAGCCCAGAGCAACGAGGAAACAUUUCCUGCAGUGUCGGUAGACUGGCAAAUCCCCCCAUCGGAAGUUCCCGCCCAGGUUCACUGGCUGGUGCGUAGCUUUCGUGUUGGAAUCCUUGUCAAAGCUGACGUCCCGCUUCCUCGGCCUCCUCAGCCAUCGGUGACACGGGACGAUAGUCUGACUGCAAUGCAGACCUGGUCCCAGUUUUUACAGCAAAAAGACAUGCGCCAUGUCAAUCCGAAGAACAGAUACCGAACCACGGCUAAAUAA
Molecule: messenger RNA, 327 nt
Organism: Penicillium argentinense
Lineage: Eukaryota; Fungi; Ascomycota; Eurotiomycetes; Eurotiales; Aspergillaceae
Exons: 1
Coding region: 1-327 (108 amino acids)
Source: RefSeq, a predicted model, not a curated record